Messenger RNA from Saxophila tyrrhenica, 447 nucleotides. RefSeq lists its product as uncharacterized. The transcript is spliced from 2 exons. The coding region runs from base 1 to 447 and encodes 148 amino acids. NCBI's taxonomy places the organism in Eukaryota, Fungi, Ascomycota, Dothideomycetes, Mycosphaerellales, Extremaceae. The record is from RefSeq and is a predicted model, not a curated record.
AUGCAGCUCACCUCCCUCCUCACCACACUCCUCGCCACCACGGCCCUCGCAGCUCCCGCCCCCGAGCUCGAGACGCGCGACUUCAACCUCAUGGUCGCCGGCUCGACCUGGACGAUCCAGAACUUCAAGCGCGUCUGCACCGCCAACGCCAAGAAAUGCUCCUUCACCUACGCCAUCGACACCAACGACGGCAAACCCGUGACCAAGUGCAGUUACCAGGCUACGGGCAGCCCGGCGGCGCAUGCGAGUUAUAGUAAUGUUAAGUGUGGUGCUUUUACCGUUGGAUCUACCUGGUCCAACCAGUUUGGCAACGACAAGGCUUUCACUACUCUCUCGGUGGUGAAGAAUGGCCAGAUUAUCUACCCGGCCUACACCGACAAGCAGCUGGCUGGCAACAAGGUCGUCAAGCCGGACCAGAGCUACACGCCGCAGAACCUGCCAUCAUAG